Molecule: messenger RNA, 2738 nt
Organism: Centruroides sculpturatus (bark scorpion)
Lineage: Eukaryota; Metazoa; Arthropoda; Arachnida; Scorpiones; Buthidae
Gene: Psi
Product: far upstream element-binding protein 1-like
Exons: 11
Coding region: 1584-2723 (379 amino acids)
Biological process (GO): regulation of gene expression
Cellular component (GO): nucleus; cytoplasm
Molecular function (GO): mRNA binding
Source: RefSeq, a predicted model, not a curated record
UAAUUUAGAAAUAAUAUUAAAAGUUAGCAUUUUUUGAAAUUAAGAUGGAACGCAUGCUCAGUAUGAUAUACUGAGCAUUCAUUUAUUUACAUGUGACAUCCUCUAUAAAGAGGGUGUCAUGUGAACAUUGCAGUUGAUGGAUGGUCCUUCUCCACCUUUCACAGUUGUAUGCUUUUUCCAAGCUUGAGCCAGUCCAUUUUUUGAUGAUGUCCUACCACAUUAGCUUGGGUCUUCCCUUUUUUUCCUUCUGCCUUCCAUCAUUCUUUGAACUGCAGUCUUCAUCAGUUUCCCUGAGGAUCUUCUUAUUAUAUGCCCAGCAAAUGCUGUUUUUCUUCUCUGAAUGCUGACCAUCAGAUUUCUUUUUAUUCCAAAUCUGCUCAUAACCAUUGGUUAUUCUAUCCAUCCACUAAUUCGUUCCAUUCUUCAUCUUAAAGGAAUUUAUUCUAUUGCCUCUUGGUUUAUUGUCUGUGACUUGCAUCUGUAUGUAGCCACUCUCCAAAUAAUUGUUUUAAAUAUUUUUAUUUUUAAUUUAUUGCGUACAUUUCUAUCUCAAUACUGAGGAUAUUUGUGUGAAAGCAGUUUUAGUUUUUUUGUUUUUAAUUUCAUAAUUACAUCUGUUAUCCUCAGUUAUCCAACUUCCUAGGUACUCAAACAUUUUUAGCUUUUCUAUUUUCUUUCCAUCCAACAUAAUCUUUAGAUCUUUGUUUUCAUCUCUUGAGAUUAUCUUAAGUUUUGUUUCAUUCACAUUUAUUUUUUAUUUGGUAUCUUGCUUUUCCCACGUCUUUUAAUCUAUUUAGAAUUUUCUGUAACCCUUCUUCAGCAUUACAUAGCAGAGAGAUGUAGUUGGCAUACCUAAUUGUAUUUAUAACAUGUCCAUUAAUUUUUAUGCUUUUGUCUAGAUUUUUGAAUGCUUCUCUCAUCAUCCAUUCAUUGUAGAUGUUAAAAAGUGUUGGGGACAAACCACAUUCUUGUCUUAUUCCUUUUUAAUCUGAAUUCAUUUGGUAUCUUCUCCCUGAUAUUUGACCAUUGCUUUUUGACUUUUAUAGAUGUUGUAGAUUAUUCUCAGUAAUUUUUUAUCAAUACUUUUUGCAGAAUUGAAACAACGGCAUUUGAUUACCACUAUCAAAGGCCUUCUUGAAGUUGACAAAACAUACAAAUAACUCUCUAUUAUGAUCAGUCAUCCUUUCUCUUAUAAGUUGUAUCAUUAUAAAGGAUUUAGUUAGACUUCUGUAGUUCUCUAUUCUUCACUGUAUGGUGUUUACUAAAACCUUUGAGGCAUGGCUUAUCAAGCUAAUAGUUCUGUGUUUAUCACAGUUAAAGGUACCAUCAGUUUUAGGAAUAGGGAUGAAGAUAGAUUUUCUGAAAACAUCUGGAAUAUCUGCCUUGAAAACUUUGUUUAAAAAAAUUAGUUAGGAUUCUGAGCAUUAUAUGUUUUUUUUUUAACUAUUAAAUAUUUUAUUGGCUUUUAUUCCUUUAAUAUAAAAUAUUUAAUUUAAAUUCCGUAUAUACCAUUUGUUUAAUCAAACUACUAUUUAAAAAAUUUUAUUAUAGAUGGUGCUCCAGAAUCAAAAAAGUUAGCUCCGAUGAAUGAUCCAUUUGGGGCUCAGUUAGCAGCUAUGCAACAGCAAAGAGCUGGUGAUCCUGGUCCAACCGCUGUCAUGGCUGAAGAAUGGAGUGUGCCUGACAAAAUGGUUGGAUUAAUUAUUGGUCGUGGCGGUGAGCAAAUAGUCAGGAUACAGUCAGAAUCUGGAUGCAAAAUUCAAUUGGCACUAGAGAGUUGUGGUGCCCCAGAAAGACCUUGUACACUAACAGGAACAAAACAGGCUAUAGAAAAAGUGAAAGAAUUAAUUGGUCAAAUAGUAAAUAGAGGUGGUCAAGCUGCAUCGUCUGAAGGACAGCCAUACGCACCCGAAGGACAGACAGUGGUAGAAAUGAUGAUUCCUGGAGGAAAAGUUGGCUUAGUCAUUGGCAAAGGAGGAGAAACUAUUCGUAAUCUUCAGGAAAGGGCUGGGGUAAAAAUGGUAAUGAUUCAAGAUGGUCCACAACAAACAGUUGGAGAAAAACCAUUAAGAAUAACAGGGGAAGCUCAGAAAUGUGAAUUUGCAAAACAGAUGGUAUUAGAUCUUAUAACUGAAAAGGAAUUAGAGGGUGCAGGUAGAGGGAGAGGAAGAGGACGUGGUUUCCAAGCUCAAGACAAUAGGCAGGACUACGGGGGUUCGGCAGGACCAGGAGCUGGUCGUGGUAGAGGAGCUGGAGGUACUGGUACUGGAGAGGCUACUGGUCAAGAGGUUCAAUACAGUGUUCCAGCUAAUAAAUGUGGGCUUGUUAUUGGGAAAGGAGGAGAAACUAUUAGGAGUAUAAACCAACAAACAGGUGCACAUGUAGAAUUAUCAAGGGCACCACCUCCAACCCCUCAUGAAAAAAUAUUCAUAAUUAGAGGUAAUCCACAACAAAUUGAGCAUGCUCAACAGUUAAUAAGUGAAAGGAUUGGUGCAGUUGGUCCUCCUGCCCAGAAUGGACCUCCACCUUAUCCAACACAGUAUCCACAGCCAUAUGGAUAUAAUCAACAACCACCACCACCUGCACAACCUUAUGCGCCUCAAGGAUGGGGUAAUGCAUACCAGCAUUGGCAGAAUCAAACAGCUGCACCUAAUGAUCCAAGUAUGUAUAAAAUGUUUACUAAAUUUUAUAUAUUGUUAAAAAGUACAGGACAAAAAGAAUGAAUUAUUACAAGGUGG